This is a messenger RNA of Sporothrix brasiliensis 5110, 771 nucleotides long. RefSeq names its product GPI anchored serine-threonineeeee rich protein. NCBI's taxonomy places the organism in Eukaryota, Fungi, Ascomycota, Sordariomycetes, Ophiostomatales, Ophiostomataceae. The transcript has 2 exons. Bases 1 to 771 code for a protein of 256 amino acids. The record is from RefSeq and is a predicted model, not a curated record.
AUGCGUUGCACUGCUGCCUCUGUUCUGGCUUUCGCCAGCGCCGUCCUGGCCCAGACCGCCAACUUCGACGUCAUCACCAAGCCAACCGAGGGCUCUGUCGUCCCCGCUGGCAAGACCUUCACCAUCACCUGGGAACCCACCACCGAGUACAACAACGACACCAUCACCCUGACGCUGCUCGGCGGCGCUACCCCCAAGGGUCUGCAGACGAUCUCCGUCAUCAAGGCUGGCGUUGCCAACUCUGCCGGCGAGUUCGCCUGGGCCGUCUCCAAGUCCUUGGGUGCUGAGGCCAACUACGGCAUUGAGAUCACCCUGGACUCCGACCCCAGCAUCCUGGAGUACUCUUUCCCUUUCAAGAUCUCUGGCGGCGCUGCCUCCAGCUCUGGUUCGGCCUCGGCCAGCGGCUCUUCCACUGACACUACCACCGGCACGUCGGCCCCUACUGGCACCACCAAGACCACCUCCAGCUCGUCUUCGGCGUCGUCCUCUUCUUCGUCGUCGGUCAAGACCACCGCUACCACUUCGUCUUCCAGCUCGACUGCCCAGACUACUCUGACCACCAAGACCUCGGCUGCUGGCAACGGCACCAUCACCACCUCCAAGCCCAGUGGCUCCAAGACCGUCAUCACUGCCACCGAGACCGCCACCAAGUCGGGUUCGGAUUCCACGGGCACUGCCUCCACUGUCGCCACCAACGAUGCCAAGUCCCUGGGUGCCGGCUCGUUCGUCACUCUGAUCGGCGGCCUGGCCGUUGCCAUCUUCGCUCUGUAA